AUGGUGAGUGUUGAGGAAAAGGUAUUACGUAUCUUGUGCUGGAGUAAUUUGGACUUCCUUAACAAAAAACAUAGUUCUUCAGAAUCUAUAAUCCAGAUGUUUUAUGAAUUUCGAAUAUUCAGCACAAUAUACGUGGCGAAGGAGAUGCCGAGUUUUUUUAAGUAUAGAAUCGUGGUGCCAUCAAUAUCAUUUACCAUCCCAUCAUCAUCAUUAUCAUCUCCAAACAAGCUCCUUACAGGAAUUAAUUUCUGCUCUCUGCACACAUGGCGAACAGUGGAUCAAACACCUUCAUCUGUAGAUGAUCAGUUCCCUACAUGGCCAAUGGUGACUAUUAGUAAUAUAACAAAAAACAGUAUGUGGAUAUACAAGCGUUACAUUGACAGAUAUAGUCUAAAUCAAGAGUGUAGGGCGAUGUUAAGACAUUUGAUGUUUGGGAUGAAUGAGAUGGAAGCUGAUGACCACAUUUCUAUUACUGUUACAGAGCCGCUUUAUGAAUCUGUAAAGGAGUGUGGGUGA
Molecule: messenger RNA, 516 nt
Organism: Lactuca saligna
Lineage: Eukaryota; Viridiplantae; Streptophyta; Magnoliopsida; Asterales; Asteraceae
Source: the annotation of a GenBank genome assembly